This is a messenger RNA of Staurois parvus, 281 nucleotides long. The record is from the annotation of a GenBank genome assembly. NCBI's taxonomy places the organism in Eukaryota, Metazoa, Chordata, Amphibia, Anura, Ranidae.
UCUCACUGUGCAUGCGCAGCUCAGAGCUGAAGAUGUCGGCUCGGUCAUGUGAUCAGCUGUGUCCAAUCACAUCAAUGCCACAUAUCAGUACCCAUCUGAGCUGCCUUUCAGUGUCACCCAUCAGUGCCAGUCAGUGCCACCUAUCAAUGCCAAUCAGUGCCACCUAUCAGUGCUGCCAAUCAGUGCCACCUAUCAGUGCCAUCAGUGCUGCCUAUCAGUGCGCAUCAUUGCCUCCUAUCAGUGCCUGUCAGUGCCGCCUAUCAGUGCCAGUCAGUGCCGCC